UAGUCUGAGUCAUCUACUUUUUCUAGGGUUAAUGGAGAGAAAAUGUCAUCUCCAGUAAACACUAUAUUCCACUUAACUAGGACGGGUGAAGUGCCCUUUGAUGUGUCUAGCACGAGGGAGCCCAGAUAGCUGGCUUUAAGUGUGGAUGUUCUCAGUAUCUGAAGUCACAUGAGAUGGAGCCCACCAGAAGAAAUUGCAGUCUAAAUCUGCAAACCCAGCCUAAGGCGCAAACCCACUUAGCACAGCCGAUAAGGUUCAUGAAACUGUAGGCAUCCGUGUAGCAUCAUCAUCAAAAAUCUUCCUGGAAGAGGUUUAGAAAAGGAUUUGAAAGAGCAAAGGCAAUCGUUUGAUACGUGAGAAGAGGAGAGCGGUUCUGGCACACUGUAACAGAGAUAGAAUUAUUGCAUCCACCCCUCCUGCUACCUCCACCCCCAAAAUCUGAAAACUUCCUGAUUUGUGUUCAUCAAUAAUUAAGAGCCCAUCAGCAAUACUCAGAGGGAGCUUGCAUUGCACUUCUGAGCAGCCAGUUAGUAAUGUACGGUGGAGAGAUCCUCUUUUUCAAAUCCCAGGGCUCCAGGCCAUGCAACGCUAGUAUUGCAUUUUCAAUUAGCUUCUGAGUGAAUGCUUGGCAUACGUAGAAGUGAACUGGUACACAAUUAGCUUAUUGUUCCUUUCAGCUUUGUGCUGAGAGGAUCUGAAGUACUGCAGAAGAGAGGGGAGAGGGGGAAAAAAAGAAAAUAGCCAAGCCAGCGGCAUCUCCGUGGAUGUGGAAUAAGGGAGUUGCUCAGCUCACGCAGAUUCCCGUGCUAAGUUGGGAGUUACAGCUGUUACUGAGGAGCACUCAGCCUGGAGGUGGGGAGGGCGCUCAGGGAGAGGCACAGACCGAGUCAAGCUCCAGGCUCUUCUUUCAUCUGACUCACCUCAGCAACGCGAUGGAGCCCAACAGCCCUAAAAAAAUACAGUUUGCUGUGCCACUGUUUCAGAGUCAAAUAGAUCCCGAGGCAGCUGAGCAGAUCAGGAAAAGAAGGCCUACACCAGCAUCACUUGUCAUCAUGAAUGAACACGUGCCCCCGGAAAAAGAUGAGAAGAGAACAAAUAUCUCACAGGCAGAGUCCCAGAGUGCCUCUCCCAAGCAAAGGAAGCAGAGCGUCUUCACCCCGCCUGCCCUCAAAGGGAUUAAGCAUCUGAAGAGUCAGAGUGAUUCAGCGUUUCCAGAGGAAGAAGAAGGAGUUAGUGAAAGGGAAGAGGAGUGGGGUCAUUAAACGGCGUGGACACGCCUCGAGCCCCAUCAUGGAGGGUAACUGAACUGCGCAGCCGUGCGUGCGUCAGACCAUUUGCCACUGCUUGUGUCCCCGCACCGCAGCGCUCGGUGUGCCGGCGGCUCCGAGGCUCCCUGGGGAGCGCCCUUGGAUGGGUUUUACAGCCACCUGCAAACGUGUUCUGUGAUCCUUAUACCCGAAGAUAAAACAGUUAUUUUAAAGUAAUUUUUCUUUCAUAUUCUAUGACUUAGAAAUGUAAUUUGCAAAUGUGUUAGCGACCUGAUGUCAGUACUGCCAGAGCUUAACUACCACGUGUGAGCUGUACUCUAAGGCCUGUUGUAAAUAAAACUGAUUUAAAGCUACAAAAUAUAUAAUAUGUUCAUUUAGACAAGAUUGUAUACUGUACAGUGGGUUUGUCUAGCGUGCAGAGGAAUGUUCGUAUAAAAUGAUCCUUUCAGUUAAGGACAGUUUUUACCAGUAUAGUUAGAGUUGCUUGCAGUAAUGUCAAUAGCAACAAGGUAAGCAGGGGUGACUCAGUCUAGAGAAGGAUGCAAAGACACACUUCCCCAUGUUCCCUGGAUAUGCAACACUUAAAGUACUUGUCUUGCUUUUGGUCUGAGGUUACCUAUUCACAUCAGCCAAAACAAUUUCUCUUUAUGCAAGAUCAUUGUUAUCUGGAGGCAUUAGAAAAAGUUUCAGUUUGGGAGUCAGGGAAAAUACAGGAGUGCGCAAGACCCGUGAGCAGGGUCCCGCACACCAGCUGAGCCACAGGAAAUGCUGAUAUUCACCUUCAUCACCUGCAGUAAGUACAGGGUACAGCCUUCUCUGAGAAAGGGCCAGACUACUCUGUUUGUCACAGUUUCAACCAGUAAAUGAUACCAUAUCAAGCUGCAGUGAUUUAGCAUGUGUCUGAGCCCUAGGGUUUUUGGUUGAAGUUUGGCAUGGUUCAUACCAACAUUUUUACUUGUUAGACCAUGCAAACUCUAUGGCAUAAAAUGAAAUAAGGUGGAGAAGGAAAACCAUGUUUCUUCAAAGUUGCACUUGACAGAUCCUUUCCUUUUUUAUCAAUGGCCAAUUUUUAAACCAAGUCACUGUCAUUUUGUAUUAACUGUUUGCCUUUGAUACAAAGUUUUACCCAUGGUUUAACUUUCUACUGCUUUAAGUCUCUUUUAAAGGGCUGAGCUAGCAAAAAAAAAAAAAAAAAAGAAAGAAAAAAGAGAUGAAGUGUAUGAAAACACAGAGCCUUUUGUCUAUGCCUUGCAUGGUGAUUUCGCUUUCAAAUUGAGGUCUUCCACGAAGACCUGCUGAGAACAGGAUCUGUCAACAAGUGUUUCUGUAUAUUUGGGAGCCAACUUUUUGCCCUCCAUGUGUAUCUCUCUAUCUGUCCUCUUCAUUGCCAUUUUCUGUAGAAACACUGCAAACAGGAUCUGUGACUCCAGCUCAGCAUGGGUAUGCAAGAAGGACUGAAAGAAAGACUCUUCAGUUGUACAGAAGCAGCUAUGGGACUUACAGGACUGAGGGCUUUUUAUGCCACAAACAACAAAAAGAAGGAAGUGACCCUUAAGAAACCAUUUGAAUGGACCAGUUAAGUCUGGAACGGUAGCAAGAAGAGCUGGGCUCCAGUCCCAGCUUUGCUGCAGGUUUGCUUUUGCACAGCACUAGGCUUUUCACAGUCACUCGUUGCCACAGUACUCCCAGUUGUAAAACAGCCAUUGGUGUUUAACCUUCACCAUUUAUCUGUGUUGCUAGCUAAUAAAGCUCUUUUGAUAUUGA
Messenger RNA from Harpia harpyja (harpy eagle), 3032 nucleotides. RefSeq names its product protein phosphatase 1 regulatory inhibitor subunit 1C (gene PPP1R1C). Lineage: Eukaryota; Metazoa; Chordata; Aves; Accipitriformes; Accipitridae. The record is from RefSeq and is a predicted model, not a curated record. Gene Ontology annotation, biological process: intracellular signal transduction. Gene Ontology annotation, cellular component: cytoplasm. Gene Ontology annotation, molecular function: protein phosphatase inhibitor activity.